CUCGGGGGGCGGAGGCGAAAAUGGCAGGCUCGCUUGCGGUCCCCAGCGCGGAGGAAGGGGUGACCCAGCCUCUGCGGGGAGUCGCCAUGGAGACGGGGGCUGAGGGCGUCCUAGCGAGGGCCGUGAUUGGUGCAGAGCCCUAACUCCCAGAAGCCCGGUAGAGAAUUCAGGAAGCUUGCUGGAAGGCGGUGCUGGGCACAUUUCCCCCUGAGAAGCUUGCUCGCGUCGACGGGUGCCGGGACGCCUGGAAGUGAGGCUCGGAGAGCGGGGAGACACAGCCCCGAGAGUGGCGCGACAGGCGGAAGGACGGUGGAAACUGAGGCGAGGAUGGAAACAGGCGAGCGCGGAAACUGAGGCGGGGGGCGGGGGCGCGGGGCGGCGCUCGCGCUGCUGCGCGGAGCACUCUGGGAGCUAUAGUCUGGCCGGGAGGGGAGGCCGAGGAGUGCGCAUGCUCGGGAGCGCGGUGCGGCCAGCUGAGCGCCGAGGUGAAGGCGGGGGCCCCUCGGCCCGGAAGGUUUGGACAGGGACCCGGACGGCAGUCCUGCGGGGCGCGGGGCAGGGGCCUGGCGCUCCCUGCGAACUGGCCCUGGGUUGUCGCGCACGGCGCGGGUUGCCACGGCGACAGAGCCUGGAGUCCCCGCCCCAUUGCCAUGGCGGCACCCGGAUCUGCCCCGGCUCCCUGAGGCAAGCGCCGCCCGCCCCGGCUGCUAUUCGACAUCGUUCGGGAAGCUCCGCAGGGCAGGCAGGGUCACGGAGGCCCAGCCUUCCCCUGGGAUUUCAGGCCGACUUGGAGCCUUGAGGAGCCAAGGUCAGACUCACGGGAUCAGGCGGCCUCGAAAUCGAAAUAAACGCCGGUUUCUUCCCAAAGCUCGGACCGUACCUCCAGCUGCAGGAGCAGCGCGAGUGUAGCGGGGGUCGCCCCCGUUUGCAGACGGGGGGGCGGAGAGUCACAGUGGCACAGCGACAAGGCAGGAUUACGUGGCAAAUAGGCAGGGUCGGGAUCUCCGGCUCUUCUCGCAGGCUCCAAGGCCAGGGGUCUCGGGCCCCUGGCACCCCUCUCUCAAACGCCAUCACCCGCUAGCCCCACCUGAGUCAGGAGGUCGAGGAGAUAAUGGGGCUCAGAAAAGGGGGCUGGAUGGGAGGAGGAUGACGACAGAGUGAUGUGCCCUACAGUGGGCCUCGCACAGGUGUGGGCUGGGGCCGCUGGAGGGGGGCUGCCCUGUGAAACCACGCUGGGGGGCAACAGUCGGAGAAACACGCAGGAGAGUGGAUGGCAGUGAUGGGCCGGCGCUGGCGGGGGCGAGGUGGCGGUGGUGCGGAUGCCCAGCGGCGGGGGUCGUAGGUGUCUCUCUUGCCAGGAGAGGGCUGAGGGCAGGGCUCAGGCGGUGCGUGUAGACGGGUGGGAUUUAGCAGGCAGAGGAGGUGCCUUCUGGGCCUGAGGAACAGGCCAGAGACUGCACACACCCAGCUAGAGGGGUUCAACGAGGGCUGGCCGGCCCCACGCGGCAGCUGAGCCUGAGCGGCACGCCAGCUGUCCCCAUCGCAGCAGCCUCCGCGCGCUCCUCCCUGGGGGUGGACACUGGCCUCAAGAGCCCCAGCCUGGUCUUUCCGAUGAGGCCAGCGGCUUUGGGCUCCCCGGGCCGCGCAUCCCUAGAAGAUGAGGGGCCUGUCACGGUGAAGCUGGAGGACUCUGAGGAGGAGGGCGAACUCGCCGCCUGGGAUCUGAGCCCAGAGACGGCACGGCAGCGCUUCCGGCGCUUCCGCUAUGAGGAGGCCGCGGGGCCUGGCGAGGCGCUGGCCCGGCUCCGGGAGCUCUGCCGCCAGUGGCUGCGGCCCGAGGCGCACUCCAAAGAGCAGAUGCUGGAGCUGCUGGUGCUGGAGCAGUUCCUGGGCGUGCUGCCCCUCGAGAUCCAAGCCCGCGUGCGGGGACAACAGCCAGGCAGCCCUGAGGAGGCCGCGGCCCUGGUGGAGGGCUUCCGCCGGGAGCCAGGAGGGCCCCGGAGAUGGGUCACGGUCCAGGUGCAAGGUCAGGAGGUACUCUCGGAGAGGACGGAGCCCCCCGACUUCCAGGCCCUCCCUCAGCCCACACCUGAGACUCCAGAACCGGGGCUGGAGAUGCCCCCUGGGGCCACGGAGCAAUCAACGCUGGGCCUGCUGGUGAAAGAGGAGUCCGAGGUUACCGAGGAGCCAGAGCCACUGUGUCCUCGGCCUCUAAGCAGCCCGCAGGGGACCCCUUUCACUCUGCUCCCUGACCAGGCCCAGGACUAUGGCGUGGUGCUGGACCAGGCCUCCCCCCAUAGUGAGUCUGGGCCUGAGGGUUCCUCCUGGAGGCAGCACUGCCGGGCCCUGUGGCAGGAGGAAGCCGGGGGCAUCUUCUCCCCAGGGUUUACACCCCAGAUGGACAACGUCUCUGUGGACCCGGACAUCGUGAGCCCCCACGUCCACCUGCCCUGGGACCUCGGUGUGGCCAGCCUCACAGGCCGACAAGGGUCAGCCUCCCACGAAGGUGGCUAUUCACACGCGCUAGCGCUCUCCAGCAACCUGGGAGGUGAGCUGGACCCCACGGAGGAUGCCCGCCAGGGCCUGGGCCGCGGGCUGGCCGUGGCGAGCUGGCGUGUCCCCAAGGGUCGCAGCCGGGCUCGGGGGCGCCCCGGCACAGGGGCCGGAGCUGAGCGAGGGGGCCGCUGCGACAUGUGCGGGAAGGUGUUCAGCCAGCGCAGCAACCUGCUGCGGCACCAGAAGAUCCACACCGGGGAGCGGCCCUUCGUGUGCGGCGAGUGCGGCCGCAGCUUCAGCCGCAGCUCGCACCUGCUGCGCCACCAGCUCACGCACACAGAGGAGCGGCCCUUCGUGUGCGCCGACUGCGGCCAGGGCUUCGUCCGCAGCGGGCGCCUGGAGGAGCACCGGCGCGUGCACACAGGCGAGCAGCCCUUCCGCUGCGCCGAGUGCGGCCAGAGCUUCCGCCAGCGCUCCAACCUGCUGCAGCACCAGCGCAUCCACGGCGACCCGCCGGGCCCCAGCGCCGCGCCCCCGGCCCCUCCCGGCGCGCCUGAGCCCCCCGGCCCCUUCCCGUGCAGCGAGUGCCGCCAGAGCUUCGCGCGGCGCGCCGUGCUGCUGGAGCACCAGGCGGUGCACACGGGCGACAAGUGCUUCGGCUGCGCUGAGUGCGGCGAGCGCUUCGGCCGCCGCGCGGUGCUGCUGCAGCACCGGCGCGUGCAUAGCGGCGAGCGGCCCUUCCGGUGCGCCGAGUGCGGCCAGAGCUUCCGCCAGCGCUCCAACCUCACGCAGCACCGGCGCAUCCACACCGGCGAGCGGCCCUUCGCCUGCGCCGAGUGCGGCAAGGCCUUCCGCCAGCGGCCCACGCUCACGCAGCACCUGCGCGUGCACACGGGCGAGAAGCCCUUCGCCUGCCCCGAGUGCGGCCAGCGCUUCAGCCAGCGCCUGAAGCUCACGCGCCACCAGCGGACGCACACGGGCGAGAAGCCCUACCGCUGCCGCGAGUGCGGCCUGGGCUUCACGCAGGUCUCCCGGCUCACCGAGCACCAGCGCAUCCACACGGGCGAGCGGCCCUUCGCCUGCCCCGAGUGCGGCCAGCGCUUCCGGCAGCACGCCAACCUCACGCAGCACCGGCGCAUCCACACGGGCGAGCGGCCGUACGCCUGCCCCGAAUGCGGCAAGGCCUUCCGCCAGCGGCCCACGCUCACGCAGCACCUGCGCACCCACCGGCGCGAGAAGCCCUUCGCCUGCCAGGACUGCGGCCGCCGCUUCCACCAGAGCACCAAGCUCAUUCAGCACCAGCGCGUGCACAGUGCAGAGUAGCCGGGGCAGGCGGCCCCACCAUCGUCCACCGUUGGGGGCGGGCUGUGUGUGGAACACCUACCUCAUGGGGUUGCUGAGACCCGUGAUCGCGUGGGUACAACCCAGCUCUCUUAGGGCCUGGCUCCCAGUAGGUGCUCAAUAAACAACGCACAGAACCUCUGUCUGGGUCUGCACCCACUGUCUGCCCACCUGCCUGGACCCCUCUCAGCCCUCACUACAGGUCUACCACCUUCUCUGUAACCACGUGGCUCCUGCAAGACCCAGGGCUCCCGGCAGAUGUGGCCUCUAGCAGGGCCUGCCCACGUCUGCAGGACGUCCCCUUACAGCAGGGCUUCUGUACUAUUUGCCUUCAACCCACCUCUCUGCCGGCCAAGUCAACCUCCAGCAGAGGACCAGGAGGGCACAGCCCUGCCAGCCAGCCAAGACCAUUGGGUGUUGAAGCAUCAAAUGGGUGCCAUUAGUCCACUGCCAGCCUGAGUUUAUGUGUUUAUGAAACCGAGGAGGCCAUAUCUUAGCUGUAAAAGCUGUAAGGUUUUAAGUGGGAAUCUAGUCUUAGGAGACUUUCCUCUGUUCCCACAGACUCCAGCCGGUCUGAGAACCAAAGCUGGCAGCAAGGCUAGGCCAGUUCCCCAGCCCUCCAGGUGCUGUCGCGGGCUGUUCUCUUCCCUCCCUGGCCCCAGGCACAACCCCUAAGUACCCCCCAACUGGAAGGUCUCUAUCAUGUGUGUUCAGUAACUAGUCACAGGACACACCAGCCGCUGACAUACAGGUGGACAGACACUGGCAGCUCCAGGUCAGACUUCUGCAGACUCGAGGGCGGGACCUCCGGACCCCUCCCGCCUUUUCCUGCGCCACUGCUGCUUUUGCCCUGUCCUCCCCUUCCAUCCUACCGCUGGGGCCUUGACACGGCCCCCCUUUCCCCCAAUGGAUGGCGGAAGGACCAGAGACCAUGGGUGAAAAGCAGUUCCAAAAAGGGGAUAUUCAUGCAGCAGGGUCUGGCUUGGGACUUGAACCUCACCCUAGACUGGAGUCAGCCUGAUCUUGGUCUAGAGGUCUAGAGGGUUCUAGGAACAGCCCUUCCAGAAGCACAGCUGCUACCUCACCUGCCACUUUGAGUCACCCCAGUCCCUACAAGACUUGGGCCCUGGUAUCAGGAAAAGACAAGCAGCCUGGGCCAGGGGCUCCCUACCAACAUGCGAGAGAAGGCCUGCUCCAAGCCUCAGGGCCCCUCCUCCCCAACUCGACCCUUCUCCUUCCCCCUCCCCGCUAGUCUAGCCCCAGCCACAACCAGGGCCAUUCUUGGCAUCUACUGGACAGGGAGGCCUGGCGUCCUGCGAUUCAUGGGGUCGCAAAGAGUCGGACACGACUGAGCAACUGGACUGAACUGAACUGAACUACAUCCAGCAAGGUCUGCCACUCCCCAAGGCAGGGGCACUACUGUGCCGCAUGAUCAGGACUGAGGCGGGGCAGGGUGGGGGUGGGGGUCCCCUGGGCCCUUUGACAGCACUCAGUUCUCUGGUCACAAACGGUUCUGAGAAACCUGGUGUGAGAUAUGUAGAAUCAGAGGGAAGAGGAAGACAGAGAGGGGCUGAGGAAUCAGCUCAGAGAAGGCACACGAAUGAACACAGGUAGCCAGUAGCUAGUGGUCUCAGGUUGGAGGAAUGUUGCCGGAACUUUAUAAAAUCCUGUAAUGUGGGGUUUUUUUUAAUGACUUGUGUGACUUAUAAUCUGAAACAAAGAAAACUCAUCUUUGGUCA
This is a messenger RNA of Capra hircus (goat), 5576 nucleotides long. It is a transcript of the gene MZF1, whose product is annotated as myeloid zinc finger 1. The transcript is spliced from 5 exons. Lineage: Eukaryota; Metazoa; Chordata; Mammalia; Artiodactyla; Bovidae. Bases 1612 to 3819 code for a protein of 735 amino acids. Gene Ontology annotation, cellular component: nucleus. The record is from RefSeq and is a predicted model, not a curated record.